Molecule: messenger RNA, 4536 nt
Organism: Cydia pomonella (codling moth)
Lineage: Eukaryota; Metazoa; Arthropoda; Insecta; Lepidoptera; Tortricidae
Product: glucose dehydrogenase [FAD, quinone]-like
Exons: 2
Coding region: 134-2056 (640 amino acids)
Molecular function (GO): flavin adenine dinucleotide binding; oxidoreductase activity, acting on CH-OH group of donors
Source: RefSeq, a predicted model, not a curated record
UGCUUACAACAAAUCAUUACAAUAGAUAAAUAAGCAAUAUAUUAUAAUAUCGCUGAUAUAUCAAAAUCGUUAAAAGAUAACAAUAUUGCAAUAGAUCAAUAGAAUUUUUGCGUAACAUCAGUUAUGAUAUAUAAUGCACCACCUGUCUGAUUCACUCAGAAAUGCCGCCCGUCCUUCGCUUCGUCAUAUGAAACAUCAGCACGCGCCGAUCGCGGCAGCACUAUGGAUUAUUUUCGCCGCUUCCGCUGCGGAUGGCCAGCUCAUGAACCCAGUCACCUCUUUGGCCAACUUCCUGAACGAGGGCGGCCACCAGUACGACAACGAGCCCCCCGACCAAACCGAGCUGCUCCAGGAGUACGACUACAUCAUCGUCGGCGCUGGAACUGCAGGCUGCGUCUUAGCUAACAGGCUCACUGAAGUUAAAGAAUGGAAAGUUUUACUAGUGGAGGCCGGAGUGAACGAAAACUUUAUCAUGGACAUUCCGCUGGUCGCUAACUACCUGCAGUUCUCAUCCGCCAACUGGAAGUAUAAAACAAAAGCGUCGUCAAGGUACUGCGCCGGAUUUGAGAACAAACAAUGCAACUGGCCCCGCGGAAAAGUAGUGGGAGGCUCCAGUGUGCUAAAUUACAUGAUUUACACCAGGGGAUCACCCUACGACUACGACAACUGGAAAGCGAUGGGCAACGAAGGCUGGGGAUGGGACGACGUACUUCCCUAUUUCAAAAAAGUUGAAAACUUCAACAUACGUUCAUUUAACGACCCCAAAUAUCACGAACAGGGUGGCCACGUUAACAUUGAACAUGCGCCUUUUCGUACUACAAAAGGAAAAGCAUGGGUAAAAGGAGCUCAAGAGUUAGGUUUCAAAUAUGGCGAUUAUAAUGGCCCUACUCCAGCCGCAGUAUCGUUUUUGCAGCUGUCUAUGAAAAAUGGAACACGCCACAGUUCCAGUCGGGCCUACUUGCACCCUAUUAACGGAAGAAAAAAUCUUCACCUAUCAAAAGGAAGUCUAGUGACGAAACUGAUUUUAGAUGACAGCAAAGCCAAAGUAAUAGGUAUAGAAUUAGAAAAACAUAAUAUGAAAUACAAAAUAUUUGCGAAAAAAGAAGUAAUCUUAUCGGCCGGAGCCCUUAACACGCCUCAAUUGCUGAUGUUAUCAGGAAUAGGACCAAGAAGUCAUUUGGAAGAAAUGAAAAUACCUGUAAUAAAAGAUCUAGCAGUUGGUUACAACUUGAUGGACCAUAUCGCCGCUGGAGGGGUACAGUACGUAGUCCGGCCACAAAACGUAUCUAUAUCUACAGAGUAUAUAUUUAAUCAUUUAGAUGUGGUUUUUAAAUGGAUGAGAACACAUAAGGGGCCACUAUCCAUACCCGGAGGGUGCGAAGCUCUGAUUUUCAUGGAUUUGAAGGAUAAGUUCAAUACUACGGGAUGGCCCGAUAUGGAGCUGUUAUUUAUAACCGGUGGACUAAAUUCAGACCCUUUGCUACGCAGAAACUUUGGUUUUGACGAUCAAAUAUUUACAGACACCUAUGGUCCGCUUGGCAGAGCCGAGACUUUCAUGGUAUUUCCCAUGUUAAUGAGGCCGAAAUCGCGCGGUAGGGUGAUGCUACAGAGCAGAAACCCUAAGGCUUCGCCUUUAUUAAUUCCAAAUUAUUUUGACGAUCCAGAAGAUCUGCAGAAAAUUGUGGAAGGGAUAAAAGUUAGUAUCCAAAUAGCGCGACAACCUUCGAUGAGGAAAAUGGACACAAAGAUGUACGACGUACCGAUAGAAGAAUGCUUACAAUAUGGUCCCUUUGGAAGCGAUGCAUACUUUGCAUGUCAAGCGCGGAUGUUUACGUUUACAAUCUACCACCAGAGCGGCACUUGCAAAAUGGGACCAGAGAACGAUCCGACAGCUGUAGUCGACGCUAGGCUAAGAGUACACGGAAUUCAAAAUUUAAGACUAGUUGAUGCCAGUGUGAUGCCUGCAGUACCGUCUGGGCAUACGAAUGCCCCCACUUUUAUGAUAGCAGAAAAAGCAGCAGAUAUGAUCAAAGAAGAUUGGGGUAAAUGGAGAUGACCGGCAUUAUCAUCUGUUAAAUCUUUAUAGCAAAUUUUAUGUCACGACUUUCGAGGCAAAAAUACUUUGGUAAAAUAUGGGUAAUUUGAAAAUUAUCUAUAUUUAAAAUGUGUUAUGAUAACGCAUAUAAGUUACACGCCUUAUAAGUUAAUUCGGGUGAGACGGUUGUUGGGAACUUUUCUUCGAUAUCUACUUAUUUAAUAUGAAUGUUUAGUCAUAUCAUAAGUAGGUCAAAACAUGACCAUUUGAAAUUCUCCGGGCGAGGUUUUUUUCGACGUGUAGACCUCGACAAUCCUCGACUUCAACACUCCUAGAUCUGCCUAAAAUUGUAUCAAACCUCAUGGGGGUUUGUCAAUGACAAUUUACUUCUUUAAACUCGAUUUACCUGAUCAAUUUGGGUUUGGGGUUUCGGAGUUUCACUGGUAAAGUUAGCUCCUAGAAAUGACCAGUCACACGUAAAAAUACGUUGUGAGUUUUGGGCUACGCUAUAGGUUUGACCAAGACACAUGGACAGUCACCAAAUAGGAAAAUAGAGACACAAAUUUAGUCCUCGUGUAUCAAUAUACAUAUAUUUACGAUUAAGUAAAAAAAGUAGCUACUUGCAGGCUGAGGAUUCGUUUUUUUGGGAGUCCGUUUAAUUCAAUCCGAAGCCAGCAAGUAACCUUCCAGCCGAGACACACAUAGUGCUAAUCUCAAAAAGGGUGCAAGAAAUAUAAAUAUAAUAGAAAUGUUUUACAGAAGCAACGCUUUUACGUAGGUAAAUAUUUUAACAGAAAAAUAUAAAAACAACUGAAAAGAUUUGCUUUGACACCUUUUUAUUUUUUUAAAUCAAAAUAUUGAAGUUUAUUUUCUGACGAAAUUACGCCAAUCUAUUUGAGACAGCUAAAUAGUCGCGAUACCAACAUAAUAAUAAGUACUGAUCAUCAUCGGUGUGGCUGUGGCUGUUUAAUGGUCAUUUCAACUUUUUUUCAAGUUUGAAACUUGACUAAUAAUGGAAUUUCUAUGCAACAUUGCAGACCCGAAAUCGUUUUGACAUGACUUCGCGACCUAUUUUUUAACCGGCAAAGUCGACUUUGCCGUCCAUUUUUGAGAAUAAUAUAUUUAGAGGUCCUUAUUGUUAGUGGUGUAAAUAUUUUGGUCAAUGGCAUGUAAAGAUGAUUGUUAACUUGACUGUACGAUACUACAAAUCGACUUACUACUUAAAUCUUUUUUUGACGCCUGCUCUGCACUCGCGGCAAUAAUGAUCUGAUACGAGUAGGUACUUUCCAAAUCCAGUGGAGGCGUUAUAUUUAGUUUUAGAUUUCAGGGUGCCUAUUAGUCAAGGUGAAAAUCGCUUGCGCUACGACAAGGAAACGCUUUGUGUCUGUCUAUCACUCUUCCAUAUUAGUGCGACAGUGACAGAGUGACAGUUGCGUUUCGUUCGCUACGGAGCGGAUACGAUUGGCAUGUUAGCUACGCACCCUGAUGUAAGGAUGUAACUAUGGAAAGGUCAAUUAUAUGAACUGACGAGACGGACUAGAACAGACGUAAUACAUAAUUGCAGAUUAAUAUCCAAUUAAAAACGGCGAUUUUUUUUGCCAAAUGGAUUAAAAAGUUGGAGUUCUUGCUACCAUCCAAGUUACAUGUUUUUAUCAUAUUUGGUCAAGAUAAAGACAGCUGAAAAAUCACUUUUAAUUCUGACGAUGUUUGGUUUGGUAUGUAAUAUUCUUGUAGAGCAAGAUUACGAUAUUAUGUCGUUAUUCAUAUACUCGUAUGUUCUACACGCUGAAAUAUCUAUUUGGAUAAUAUAAUCGUUUAUUCUCAAUUGACAUUUAACACUACACAUUCGGGUUACGAACAACAAACAUUCAAAGAAGUUACAUUUUUAAAUAAAUAAAUUACAAUUAAAGAAUGAUAAAUAAAUCAUUCGGCCAUUUUGUUUACGGGGUAAUAACAAAAACAAAAAACGGGGUACCUAAUAAGAAUAACUCCCUGGGGAGAAGUAUAGUAAAAAUGUGGAGGAAACAUUACAAGGGCGGACGACUUCCUUACCACAACUGUGAUGAAAUAGUAUAUUACGAUACAAGUGCGAAAAAUAGGAAAUACGCAACGAGUGACGAUAAAUUAAAUCUCGACCGAAGGGUGUGUUUUAAAUUGACUUUAAUUGACACGAAUUUCGAAUUACCUAUUCGCACAUGUAUCGUACGUUUCACAGUACACAUUUUUGAAUCACGUAAUGUGCUAAUUAUCGCACAAGUGCGGUAAAGUAACACCAUGUAUACUGUAAUAGUAAGUUAGUAUCUAACUAUUUAUUGACACUUAUUAUUUGUAUGUAAAUAAUCAAGCAUUGAUUAGGUAUGAACAAAACACGUAAUUUAUUUUGUAUUUUUAAGUAGAAAAUAUAUUAAGGUAAGUAUACAUUGGAAUAUAGCAAGAAUAUUCUUAUGUAUAUUUCACAGAAACACAGAAUGUUGUAAACCAAAUAAACAAAUGCCAUCAAG